GGAAGUGAAGAAUGCCUGCUACCUCCAGAGACUAUUGAAACACUUCCUGUAGCUGGAAGACGGCAGCCCUCUGGCAGGAGCAUUACUUCAUUAUUUCAUUUCAGUUUACAGAGGAUUUAGUUCUCAGAAGCUGGGCAAGAGAUGGGCAGCAGUGAACCCCUUCCCAUUGCAGAGGGUGACAAGAGGAAAAAGAAGAAGCGGAAGGCCCGGGCCACUGACUCCUUACCAGGGAAGUUUGAAGACACGUACAAGCUGACCUCUGAACUGCUUGGAGAGGGAGCCUAUGCCAAAGUUCAAGGUGCUGUGAGCCUACAGAAUGGCAAAGAGUAUGCUGUCAAAAUCAUCGAAAAACAAGCAGGGCACAGUCGGAGUAGGGUAUUUCGAGAAGUGGAGACGCUCUAUCAGUGUCAAGGAAACAAGAACAUUUUGGAGCUGAUUGAGUUCUUUGAAGAUGACACAAGGUUUUACUUGGUCUUUGAGAAAUUGCAAGGAGGCUCCAUCCUGGCCCACAUCCAGAAGCAGAAACACUUCAAUGAGCGAGAAGCCAGCCGAGUGGUACGGGACGUGGCCGCUGCCCUUGACUUCCUGCACACCAAAGGCAUCGCUCACCGCGAUCUGAAGCCAGAAAAUAUAUUGUGUGAGUCUCCAGAAAAGGUGUCUCCAGUGAAAAUCUGUGACUUUGACUUGGGCAGUGGGGUGAAACUGAACAACUCCUGUACCCCCAUAACCACACCGGAGCUGACCACUCCAUGUGGCUCUGCAGAGUACAUGGCCCCGGAGGUGGUGGAGGUCUUCAGGGAUGAAGCCACCUUUUACGACAAGCGCUGUGACCUGUGGAGCCUGGGCGUGGUCCUCUACAUCAUGCUGAGCGGCUACCCCCCCUUUGUAGGUCACUGUGGGACCGACUGUGGCUGGGACCGGGGAGAAGUCUGCAGGGUGUGCCAGAACAAGCUAUUUGAGAGCAUCCAGGAAGGCAAGUAUGAGUUUCCUGACAAGGACUGGGCACACAUCUCCCCCGAAGCCAAAGACCUCAUCUCCAAGCUCCUGGUUCGAGAUGCCAAGCAGAGACUAAGUGCUGCCCAAGUCCUGCAGCAUCCGUGGGUGCAGGGGCAAGCUCCAGAAAGAGGACUCCCCACGCCACAAGUCCUCCAGAGAAAUAGCAGCACAAUGGACCUGACACUCUUCGCAGCUGAGGCCAUCGCCCUUAACCGCCAGCUUUCUCAGCGUGAGGAAGACGAGCUGGCACAGUCAUCCGAGUCCCUGGUCGGGGGCCUCUGCUCUGUGAGGCUUUCCCCUCCCUGCAAGUCACGCCUGGCCCGUCGAAGGGCCCUGGCCCAGGCAGGCCGCAGCAGCAACCCGGAACCGUGCCCAACUCCCACCGCACUCUGACCCACUCCUGGCCACGACUUCCAGGACCUCAGCCUGCCUAGGCCCCGCCAAAGUCCGCAGGGCAAGCAGUAGAAGCUGCUCCAUGGCCCCAUCCUGGAGAAGGCCCUGAGAUUCCCACCCAACCCCCUAUUUCCCCAGAGCCCUCCAGGAGAAAGCUGUAUCCAAAGGGGUUGUCUUUGAAAAGGAAAGCAAUCACUUGUCACUUUGCAUAAUCGCCUGCGGCAGGGACAUCUCUCUGCUGGGCUCCUGCCCACCUGCUCACCCGCCUGCAGAUCCGGGAUCCAGCCUGCACUGCUGGGCGGCUGGCGCAGUGUUGGCUGGGGCUGCAGCCUUCAGGGAGCCAGCCUUGAGAAGCGGCAGCUGACAGAGGCUCUUUCCUCUCUGCACUGUCACACCCACACCCCCCCAACACUGGUCCUUCCUCUGUCCUCUGGAUGUCCUCCCCUUGGCUAAGCAAAGCCAUCCCCUCAAUUCAGGAAAGGGCAGGGAGCCUUCCACGUUCAGGAGGCCAGAUCAGUCUUCCAGUCUGUAGCGCGGGAGAAGCACAUAAUCUUUCUUUGCCGGGACCAAAACGUGUCCCUCAUUUAUCAUCCUCUUCCUUGUUUGGGAUUGCUGCUGAAGUCCGUAUUAUUUCAUUUUUUUUAAGUGUUCUUUUUAACCAUGCACUUUCAGCAAAAAUGGAACUUUAAAACUCAACUGCAAGCCGGAUUUUCCAGAGCAUGUAAUGGUUUGCUCUUCCUUGAAUGUCCAAGCAUGUGAAAGAUUUUAUUCAACUGUUUCUUAUUAUUCUAACCAGUUUUAAGCUGUUAAGAUGACGAGUGACUUCGAGGCUGUGUCUGCUAAAGGGCAGCACCAGUCCCAGGCAGUUAGAAGGGACUCUGUGCCCCAUGUGGCACCAGAUCGCCGGCAGCCCUGGUUCCAGCAAUGGGCUGGCUGCUGCCGGAGAGCAUGAAGGCGCAUCUGGCCUCGGAGAAGCCGAGCUGCUCAGCUGCCUAAAGAAAAUGGGUUUGUACAGGUCAGACACACAACACCACAAUGCUAUUUAUACAAUGUGCUUGUUUUAAUAAAACUGUUUUAAAUUCUA
Molecule: messenger RNA, 2473 nt
Organism: Nyctereutes procyonoides (raccoon dog)
Lineage: Eukaryota; Metazoa; Chordata; Mammalia; Carnivora; Canidae
Gene: MKNK1
Product: MAPK interacting serine/threonine kinase 1
Exons: 12
Coding region: 142-1389 (415 amino acids)
Biological process (GO): protein autophosphorylation; intracellular signal transduction; peptidyl-serine phosphorylation
Cellular component (GO): cytoplasm; nucleus
Molecular function (GO): ATP binding; calcium/calmodulin-dependent protein kinase activity; calmodulin binding
Source: RefSeq, a predicted model, not a curated record